Dermatophagoides pteronyssinus (European house dust mite) is the source of this 905-nucleotide messenger RNA. It is a transcript of the gene dod, whose product is annotated as (peptidyl-prolyl cis/trans isomerase) NIMA-interacting 1 dodo. Lineage: Eukaryota; Metazoa; Arthropoda; Arachnida; Sarcoptiformes; Pyroglyphidae. The record is from RefSeq and is a predicted model, not a curated record. Gene Ontology annotation, cellular component: nucleus; cytosol. Gene Ontology annotation, molecular function: peptidyl-prolyl cis-trans isomerase activity; protein binding.
CCACAGAUAAAAAUAUUGCCUAAAAAAUUUAAAAUUUUGUUUAUAACAAUAAUUAACUGAUAUCAUAUCAAUAAUGGACGCCAAUAGUCAAGAUGCCAAUAAUAAUCAACAAGAUCAACCACAACAAUCACAGGAUGUCGAACAUGAUCAAGAUGAGCCAUUGCCUAAAGGAUGGGAAAAACGAGUAUCACGAUCCACUGGACAGGCAUAUUAUUUGAAUAUUUACACUAAAGAAUCACAAUGGGAUCGACCUACACAGGAGGCUAGUACAAAGGAUAAUGAAAAAAUAAGAUGUUCACAUCUAUUGGUUAAACAUAAUCAAUCACGACGACCUAGUUCUUGGCGUGAAGAACAUAUUACACGAACCAAAGAAGAAGCACUUGCUUUGAUUGAAGAUUAUCAUGAAAAAAUUUCAAACGGUAUGGCCACAUUAGAUGAACUUGCAUCCGAACUAUCCGAUUGUUCUUCGGCUAAACGUGGUGGUGAUCUUGGAUUUUUCGCUCGUGGUGCUAUGCAAAAACCGUUCGAAGAGGCUGCAUUUGCAUUAAAAGUUGGUGAAUUAUCGCAAGUUGUUGAAACGGAUUCUGGUGUCCAUCUUAUACUUCGUACUGCUUAGAAUUUUUUUUUAAAUUUUAUUAUUCAUAAUCAUAUUUGUGUGCUUGAGUGAAUGUGUGUCACCUGAGUUUGCUUUGUAAAAAAUAGUACGUUUAAUGCAGUUAGUGGUUCUAUUCUGUACUAUAGAUAUAUUAUUCAUGUCGAUUGUCAAAUAUGUCAUUUUAUAUCCUGUAGAAAUGAUUUUAGGUUCAAUGUCCGUAAAUGUUUGUGCGUGUGUGUGUGUGUAUUCCGGGCUAAAUUGUUUUAUUUUUCACAUUCUCCAAAUUAUUAAACUUUUUGCGAAAUUCAAA